UCAUGCCGGGCAAGAUGGCGGCGUUACGGACGAGGUGUUAUCGCCAGUGGACAUAAACAGGCAUUAUAUUCCAAAAAAAGAAAACCGAGACAUACACAUAAAUACACGUGACUGUUUUGGUUUCGUGUGUGUGUUCAACGCGCAACCGGGGUCGACGUCUUUUUUUUAUUUCAACCGGUUUUUUUUCCCCCCACACAAUGUUCAGGUUGUAGCUCGCUUCGCUAACCGACCAGCUGGCUAACGGAGAGCUGUGACGAGCUAACAAGCUAUCUUAUCACAGCCCGAGCCGCCGCGGAGAGUAGGAUGGGAGAAAAGCUGGAGCUCAAGCUCAAAUCGCCGGUUGGAGCAGAACCCGCUGGUUAUCCGUGGCCUUUACCAGUAUAUGAUAAACACCAUGAUGCAGCUCAUGAAAUCAUCGAGACCAUCCGGUGGGUGUGUGAGGAGAUUCCAGACCUCAAACUGGCGAUGGAAAACUACGUUCUCAUUGACUAUGAUACCAAGAGCUUUGAGAGUAUGCAGAGACUGUGUGACAAGUACAACAGAGCCAUUGACAGCAUUCACCAGCUGUGGAAGGGGACAACUCAGCCAAUGAAGCUGAACAAGCGUCCUUCAAACGGGCUGCUGAGACACAUCCUGCAGCAGGUGUACAACCACUCAGUGACCGACCCAGAGAAGCUCAACAACUACGAGCCCUUCUCCCCUGAGGUUUACGGAGAAACCUCUUUCGACCUGGUGUCUCAGAUCAUCGACGAGAUGGAAAUGAUGGAAGACGACACCUUUGUUGACCUCGGCAGUGGAGUGGGACAGGUGGUGCUACAGGUUGCAGCAGCAACCAACUGUAAACACUACUUCGGUGUAGAGAAAGCAGACACUCCAUCUACCUAUGCAGAGUCUAUGGAUAAAGAGUUUAAAAAGUGGAUGAAAUGGUAUGGGAAGAAACAUGGGGAGUACACACUGGAGAAAGGGGACUUUCUGUCUGAAGAGUGGAGGGAAAGGAUCGCCACCACAAGUAUUAUUUUUGUGAAUAACUUUGCCUUUGGUCCAGAGGUUGAUCACCAGCUGAAGGAGCGCUUUGCUAACAUGAAGGAAGGCGGGAAAAUUGUAUCCUCCAAACCUUUUGCACCUUUAAAUUUUAGAAUUAAUAGUCGAAACUUGAGUGAUAUUGGCACAAUAAUGCGUGUGGUGGAGCUCUCUCCGCUCAGGGGCUCGGUGUCCUGGACUGGGAAGCCAGUUUCCUACUACCUGCAUACCAUAGACCGCACCAUACUUGAAAACUAUUUUGCAAGUCUCAAAAAUCCUAAACUCAGGGAGGAGCAAGAGGCAGCUAGGCGACGUCUGCAGAAGGAUACAAAGGACAGUAAAAGCAACAGCACCACGCCCACAAAACCCAAGGAACAAAACAAGCAGGACUCCUGUGGUGAGGACGAGCGUCCUUCUUUGGUGACAGUGGUCAAGCCCCCCCCAAAACCCAGGAGAGCUCGACUCCUGACCAAAGGUCGCAAGUUGAACAACAAGAAACGAGGUCGACCCAAGAAAGCUGCCCCAGCUGCUGAGAAGAAAAAUAAGAAGAACCAGAGCGCUUUGGAUUUGCUGCAUGCCAAGACCCUUUCUGCAGCACCCCCUCAGGAUGCAUACCGGCCACCUCCGAGUCCCUUCUACCAGCUACCUCCCAAGGUCCAGCACUAUCCUUCUAGUCAACUGCUGCUGAGCCCGACUCCUCCUGCUCUGCAACAACUGCUCGAUAACAUCAAACUUCAAUACCUGCAGUUUAUGGCCUACAUGAAGACUCCCCAGUACCACUCCAACCUGCAGCAGCUUUUAGAUCAGGAGAAGCAAAAACACAGGGACCUCUCAGGACAGGCAGAGCAGCUCCACUCGGUCUGUCAGACUCACAAGGACAAGAUCAAAGGCCUCUUUCAGACCAAACUAGACGAGUUGGGGGUGAAAGCCUUGACUGUGGAGGACCUGCUGCAGGCUCAGAAGGAGAUAUCGGCACACAAUCGUCAGCUCAAAGAACAGACAAAGCAGCUUGAGAGAGACAUGGCCUUGCUGAGGGACCAUAGCCUUCUACUGCUGAAGUCUCGAUGUGAGGAGUUGAAGCUGGAUUGGGGCUCUUUAUGUCUUGAGAGUUUGUUGAAAGAGAAGCAGGCACUACGCAGACAAAUCUCUGAGAAACAGAGACACUGCCUGGAGCUGCAGAUCAGCAUUGUGGAGCUGGAGAAAAGUCAAAGGCAGCAGGAGCUGCUACAGCUAAAAUCAUCCUACAGCCCCUGUGACGGCUCCCCAUACAGAAAGAGCUUAGAGUCACGCUCUUCCACAGACAUGGACUCCUCUAAGAUUGGCUUGUCUUCAGCCCAAGCUUUCAAUGGCGUCAGCCCAGAGCUGUCUAUCAACGGCACCAGCUCACCCUGUUUCGACAGAGCAAACUCCAAAGGGGAGCUUCUCUCUCGUUACCUACCAAUUUCUCCGGACCAUGAGAUUGUACCUGUCUCCACUGAUGCCCGGCAGAGGCAGCAAAGUUUCUCCCACGCUCUUCCUGAUUACACACGCUUCUCCCCCGCCAAGAUUGCCUUGCGGAGGCACCUGAACCAGGACUCUACUGCCUCUGCUCACCUGAGAGCUCCAGGGCUGACCACACACAGGGAAAUGGGUGGUGUUAAUUCUCUACAUGGAGCAAAACAGAACUGUUCCUCUCCCUGUGUGUCAGAUGCUGUGGGCACUCCUAAAAGUUCAGAGAGGAGUAAGGAGAGGAGCCCAUCUUCUCAGGGUGACAACAGCAUCACAAGCCUUCCUAUAAGUAUCCCCCUGAGCACUGUCCACCCAAGUAAACUCCCAGUAAGCAUCCCCCUAGCCAGUGUGGUGCUGCCCAAUCGUGCUGAGAGACUGAGAAGUACUCCAAGUCCUGUGUCUCAGACAGGUCAGACCAAUGGAUAUUCAUCCGGCUCAGGGCUGAUGAAUGGAGGGUCCCAUCCUGAGGACCAUAAUGGUGCUUCUUCAUCAUCACCUCCACACAACCACACUCUUCUGACAGGACCAAUGGGCCGAGGAGGUCACAUCCAGAGCCCACCACUCAGCACUGGAGGGGUGCUCCAGUAUGCUGACGGACCCCCGAGGAUCCUUUCAGAAGACGGUCAGGAUCACCAGGGAGGCGAAUCGGACAUGGAGCCUCAGGACAGUGAAAUGCGGAGGAGGAUCUUCUUCUCUUCCUCCUCGUCUUCAUCCUCGUCUUCCUCUUCGUCCGGCAGCGGAGGCAGCGCAGGUGGAGGAUCACGCCUCCACCAUCACAACUGCAACUCAGCCAAGCAGGGAUACCACAGUAACCAUGGAAACCACCACCAUCACCAGUCCCCCGGCACGCAGCACACUCACCAACCCACACACACGUCGUCAUCGCAAUCCUCUCACAGCCUCGGCCAUCAGGAGGGACGGAAGCGAGGAAGGAGGAAGCGUAACUCAGCUGUGUCCCUCACAGCCAGCGGAUCCCCAAAGAGGAGGUCAUUUCCUGGGCUCUGCUCAAACAACCACUCCUCAGGAUCGCCACUCAACAUUAACUCCAUGGUGAACAACAUCAACCAGCCUCUGGAGAUCUCCGCCAUCUCCUCCCCUGAACAAUCAAGUCGUAGCCCCAGCAGGCUUGACUUAGACCAGCCUCCCAUCUUAAAGAGAGAGCGCCCCCUGGAGCUCAAUGGCACAUGUCGUUACUCUUCAGCCCCAAGCUCUGAUGACGAUGACUCAGGAUACCCUGCCGACAGCUCCAGUUCACGAAUCGAAAGAAAAAUUGCCACUAUAUCCUUGGAUGGCAGAGAUGGACCUGGCAGACUAGGGGAUGGUGAAAGAGGCAGAAAAUCUGGCAGCAGUAGUGGUAACAGCACGGGCAGUGAGGCCUCCUCCUCAUCAUCUUCCUCUAUGUCCUCCACCAGCAAGUGGAAAUCCACCUUUUCACCCAUUUCUGACCCCAAGCAACCCAACUCAGAACUGAGACAGGGGGGCUCUCCAUUCGGCAUGGGGGGGUCGGGCCGGGGCACAGACUCAGAUUCUGACCACAAACAACAGCAUCAGCAGUUGAGGAGAGGGAGCGAUGGAGAACUGUCCAGCUACAUGAACCCCAACCCCUUCUUCAGUCAGGAGGUAGGGACACGGGGUGGAGGCAGCAGUGGUGGGGGUGGUUCACAGGGAGGCAGUGGUUCGGACCAGCGACAGGCCCUCCAAAAGCAGAAAGCCCCUCGUGACUGGGAUCUGAAGACGAGUGCCAGUCAGAACCUCUUCAUCUCUGCUGCUGCCAGCAGCGGGGGAGGUAUUAUGAGCGGGAAAGUGGGAGAAAGUCCUGUAGCAGUUUCCUCAACCACAGGGUCCUCUGUGGGACAGUACCUUGCGUCUCAGUUUCCACUCGGAGGGACCUCAGUCUUACAGUCCCUGUUUGGGGCCCAGACAGGCGGACCCACGGUGAGUGGGGCCGCAAGACUCGUCAACGGACACUCAGCCCUGGGAAGCUUCUCCAGUGCAGGGCUGGCAGGGGGAGCGGCUGGAGGUAUAUUUCACCACGUGGUUCCCACAGUGCCCUCCCAUCAGUUUGGGGCAACGCUGCCCAACUCUGGAGGCCUCAGCUCUCUGCUCAGUCUCUCCUCCUCUUCCUCCACCUCCUCCCAGCAGCACACCACACCCCAACCAGCAUCCACGCGCUUGGCCCCCGUGUCCUCACCUCUUCCCCUCUCAAUGUCCCAGGCCCAGCACAGCCGCAUCCAGUCUGUCCUGCACAGCCCUUCUCCUCCCACGCUCUCCCUCCCCCCUCUUCCACCACUGCACAGCGCUCCCUCGUCAUCAACCUCCUCCUCAACAACCACUCACUCUGAUGCUGCACCAUCUUCUCGAUCAGACUCCCUCCACUCCUCACGUCUGUCCCACUCCUCCCUCCACCACCAGAGAGCCCAGUCAUCCCUCUCUCUCUCCAUCUCCUCCUCCACCUCUGCCUCCUCUGCCUCUGUUUCUGCUGCUGCAGCUACCGCUUCCCACUCCUCCUCUUCCUCUCUGUCCACCUCCUCGUCUCGUCCAUUCGCAGUGCACUACUCCCCUCGACUGCCCCCUCCACCAACAGCCAGCAGCUCAGGUGGUGGCGGGAGCAUGUGGAGGACUCAGAGCAUGCAUGGUACCCACAUCGCCUCCCAGCUCCCCGGCUCCAGACCUAGAUAAGGUUUGGGAGUGAGCGGAAGGGGGGAGGACGGAGAGGGGGAUGGGCGAAGGGCAAUCAGAGGGUGGAAAAGAGGGAGAGAAUGAGAAAAAGAGACUGGUAGGGAGUGAAAGACACAGGAUAUGUUUUAUUUUUCCUGUGCUCCCACUCGCUGUUGUUCUGAUUGAACAAGGUAAGUCACCUCUCGAGCUGUAGUUUCAAAGUAUAAAAACUGUACUGGGUGAUAAUCACUGUCAAGAUUAGUUACUGUUUUUGUUUAGUAAAAGAUGAACUCAUGAGUCUUUUUCUCAUUUCUUUGACCUUUCAGGUAAUUGAUGAAAACUACCUCAACAUGAAAUAAACUAUGCAAAUGUCCAGGUGUGGACCAGGGCACUCUCCUCACUCACCGGUGCUUCAAAACAUCUCUGCUACCCAACUGCCUCCAAGACUGGCUUCUGUACCGGGAACUCUGUCACACAGAUACACACACAUAGUGUCACACACACACACUUACAACCACCACUAUGGUCACCUUGAGCAGAAUUCACUUAGUACUGGUCAUUUCUGUGUGAUGUGUUAAAUGAAUGAAAGUCACUGCUGGCUGCUCCAGAACUGAAUCAACUUGUGUCUUACCUUAAGGUGCUCAAUGCUGUGGUAGUUGAUUUUUGUUUUAACAUAAUCUCUAUCAUAGCAGCUUAUGUUCAGCCAGCAAAAUCAUCUGUUUUCAAUCAUUAAUGUUACAUCCAACAACAGAUUGAAGCACAAAAGUUUCAACUUUUGAGCUUAAUCUUAACAUGUCACAGAACCCUCCAAAGCUUCAUGGUUCACACACACAGACCAGUUCACUGGACUCUGCUCAGAUGUCAUGCAGUUUGAUGUCUCUGCAUGGACUCUCUCUCUCUCUCCCUCUCUCGCUCUGUUAUCUUCAAUUCUCGCUGCAACAUUUAAAUAGGAAUCAAGAUGAGGAACGUUUGGUCUAUCGUCACACUGGAUAGUAAGACACAGUAACACAUGGAGCAGAAGAUGUACAAGUCCUGGCUGGUUCAUAGACACCCUUUACAAGUUAUGCUAAUGAUUUUCAAUAUAUAAAAGAAAAAAACGUUUAAUUCACUUCACUUAAAACAAAAACAUCACACAUUGAAAAAUUCUGUCCUGGCUGCUGUGUUUGCCAAAAAACUGAUUUAUUUUUCGACAAACUGGUGUAAAACCAGUUGCACUUACUUUCUGAGUGGUGAAAAUAACUUUCCCCGUGCUCUAGUGUUUUCAUUCUAAUAUCACAUUUUAAAAAAGUUUCCAGGUCUGCUUCAAUAAGAGCAAUCAGUCAUAUUUAACCGUCUCUGAAUGGAUGAACUGUAGAUUGAAGAAUGUGGAAACAUACAUUUGAACAAUGUAUCUCAGCCUAACUUUGAAUAUUUGGUGACAAAGUGACAUCCAACGGCUUAUGAAACUGAGCGAAGACGAGUGCAUCUUCAUGUGUAAAAACAAACAAAACCUGAAACUCAUUUACUGAGACGGUGCUCUGUGUUGACAUGGUCAACCUCUCUGUGGUAGAGACGUAGUGUUAUCAAACAGUUUAGGCUACACUGUUUUGUGCUUUAUUGAACUGAACCCAGGUAAAAAAACAAUUUCAGUAAAUUCAAAGUCAUUCAACUCUUUCUAUUUAUUAAUGCUUUCUUCAAUUUGGUAAAUUACACUACCAUGUGGGAAACUCUUACUGCAGGAAUUUUUAACUCUUAAGCUAAUCUUGUUUGUAUUUAUCUCUGCUGUCGGGAAAUCCAGUUUUAAGUAAAUACUUGGGACUCGAGUGUUGACCCACGUUUGUGGACUAAUACUGUGUUAAAGUUCAAACAAACGCACACACUCAUGCAUGCAACUCCUCACACACUGAGAAACAAUGAACCAUAACCACAUUGAACUACUGGACCCUUCACACCUUUUUUUUUUGCUUUUUGUAAUGUGUUGUUUGUUUUUUGUAAACAAUGUUUGUACUGUGAAUGUGAUACAUUCUCUGUAUAGAUGUGUAUAAUUUAGAUGAUUAUAUUUAUGCUGUCAGUCUUUUAAUUUGCCUUGUUUUUGUUUUUUUUCUCUCUUUUGUUUUGUUUUUAAAUCCAGAAAUGUGUUGACAUAGUAGAAUGCAAUAGUGUGUGUACUUGACUCACAGUCUGAAAAACAAUGGUGCUACAUUUGGACUGUUCCUGAUCUUAUUUAUUCUGCAGUGAAAACAUCAAAAUCAAAUGGAAUACUUGGUGCUGUACACAGGGACAUUUUUAAAGCUGUUUUUUUUUUGUUUUAGGGUUGGGUGUGGGCAUUUCUAUUCUCAUAUUUAAAAAUGCUAUUGUCUGAGUCUUUGAAUGCCUACUGUACACCUGUAGACACCACCUUUAAGAUAAAAACUACUCUGUGACAGCCGGCUCAGAGUGCGAGGAGACGUGUCGUUCAUGUUUCUCACACAGCAGGUGUAAAACUUAAGUCAGCUGCUCAUCUGUUCGAGAACAAGACACACUGUUUUUGUACAUAACUCUUUGUUUUCCCUUUUAUGUCUCUCCAUCAUAAACAGAAAGGUAUAUAAAUGUAUCUAUAUACAGUCUAUAUAUACGAGUAUAUCUAUAAGUGAAUAGAAAUGUUUGGUGCUGGCGUCGUGACCUUAAACUCAACCUGUUAAACAGGAGGCUCCAAGCCAAGGAGUGUGAAGCUUUGAUGCCACAGGCUCUUAACAGAUGGUGCCUGCAACAACACGGUGACACAACAGCAUCUGAAUCCUUGUGACGCACACAACAGAACUAGAAACACACACACACACACACACACACACACACACACACACACACAGGAGGCUUGACAAGAGUCGUUAUCACUCUUCUCCAAUGUUUUUACAUCAGUUUCCAUUUAUUUUAUACCAACCCAGACUCUUUAGGAAAAAUGGUGCUUCUGUUUCCAAACAAUUGCAAUUCCAAUUUUACAAACUCGAAUGGUGCACACAAAACUACAUGUGAUCCUCUUACACAUACUGUCUUUAGAUGUCUUACUGGCAAGGCUCUACUACCUUGCAAUGUGAGCAUUUGUGUAUUUGCAAAGAUGUAAAAACACUUGUGUUAGGGUGUAUGUGAGCAGCCAAGCUUCCUUUUUCUCUGAGAGUGGGAAUACACUUAGUCUGUGUGUGCGCUUUGUUUCCCACUAGCUGGUGCAUAUCUAAGGGAAGAUUAGACUAAUAAUGAAAGCUUUAUUGUCCUGUCCUGUGCACUCUGCAGACGUGUGUUUCACCUGCAAGUGUUUAGGUGAAAAGCAGAACUUCAUAUUAGAACAUACUUAGAGUCUAUUUGUUACCAGCACUGAGAGCUCUUUUGUAAUUAUUUAAUUAUUGUUAAUGCUGUUUUGAUUUUCUUACUCUUGGUGUUUGAUACGAUCGCAGUUACAUGUUGAGCUUUGAAUUGUGUCUUCAGAUUUCUGUCAGUUUAUAAUACUACUAGUCAGAGAAACAGCACGGUGCUCUCCUUCACUUAAAACAAGGAAAUUGCAGCUAUUGAUCAAUACUACUCUUCUCCUGGUUUGCUGCAGGGUUUUAUGGGUAAAUAAUCCUCAACACAAGCUUGCCUGAUGGCUUUCUUACGGACCAGUCAAACCUACGGAAGUUUCUCUAAUCUCGAUUGGCGGUGCUGUGUGUAUGUGCAUGUGAGAAUAGUUUUUGGAAAUGGUUGAGAUUGCAAAUAAUUACAGACUUCAACCAGUUUUAGAGCUUCUUGUACAAUCAGUCAAAGGGGUGAGGUGCUGUUAUUAAAGUCCUUUGGUGAAUAUGAGCAUGAUUUGAGUUAAAGCUUCUAUGCAGAUCUCCAGCGUGCUCCAUUCUGGUACAUUAUUGUUAAUCUGUGAGCACUUUGCACUCGAGGCUGUUUACCCUUAAUCCUGCCAAAGGUCUUAACUCAGGAACUCCCCUUGAAAUGAUGUAAAGAACUUUAUUUAAACUACUGCAUGUCACAAAUGUUUUCCCCAUCUUGUGGCAUUAUGAAGUCCCUUUUUUUUUUAACCCAACUCAGGACCAGUAAAUCCCCGCAGUAAGUGAAUUUCAAGGCAAAAACUACUUGGUGGUCUUGUCAGAUUUCCUCAAAUCAAUUCUCACUGUCACAUACAUGCAGCCUGUCCGGUGAGAUCCAGCUCUAUAAAAUCUUUAUGAGUUGGUUUAAAUUGUGAGAAGCUUUAAAAACGGCUACGACUUUCAGCAUCUUCCUCAUCUCAUGAAUGCCUCUCGUCUUUUUCUGUGUUUCUAAGAGGGAGGCUCACUGUCCUUUGUUAGGAUUGCUCCUGUAAUUGUCAGAGUAAACUAGCACUGGACACACGUGACCUACAGUUUGUGUAUAGUGAUCUCUGAUCGAUGAAGCCAGGGCAGGUUUGAGGUGCAAUAACGGCAGACCUACUUUCCGAAAGGCCCGGGGUAUUCAUGACAAAAUUGUAACUGUUUGGUGUUGGUGCUUUUAUCCUAAGAUGUUAUAAUGAAACAAAUGGAGUUAAUGUUUUUUUUUCCUGCAUUUUAUGAUUAAUAAUAAAAUGUUUCUUAUAAUAUUUGAACUGA
Labrus mixtus (cuckoo wrasse) is the source of this 9728-nucleotide messenger RNA. RefSeq names its product DOT1-like histone H3K79 methyltransferase (gene dot1l). Lineage: Eukaryota; Metazoa; Chordata; Actinopteri; Labriformes; Labridae. The transcript is spliced from 28 exons. Gene Ontology annotation, cellular component: nucleus. Bases 304 to 5187 code for a protein of 1627 amino acids. Gene Ontology annotation, molecular function: histone H3K79 methyltransferase activity. Gene Ontology annotation, biological process: regulation of transcription regulatory region DNA binding; DNA repair; DNA damage checkpoint signaling. The record is from RefSeq and is a predicted model, not a curated record.